AUGGAGAUCAAACUGAAUAAGCUAUGGGUUACUUUAAUCGUGGCUUCUGCGAUUGCCACAUCGGUUUUGGGGGAAUUUGGAGGACCACUGGUGAAGGGUUUCUACAAAGAGAGCUGCCCAUUAGCUGAAGAAAUCGUCAAGUAUAACGUAGAGGUUGCUCUUCUCAGAGAUCCUCGUAUGGCUGCUUCUCUUCUUCGUCUUCAGUUCCACGACUGCUUCGUCUUAGGUUGUGAUGCGUCUGUGCUCUUGGAUACACACGGAGAUAUGUUGAGUGAGAAACAAGCAACUCCCAACGUUAACUCACUGCGAGGGUUCGAAGUGAUCGAUUACAUAAAGUACCUCCUUGAAGAAGCUUGUCCUUUAACUGUCUCUUGUUCCGACAUCAUCACCAUAGCCGCACGUGACUCUGUCUUCCUGAGAGGUGGACCAUGGUGGGAAGUUUUGCUAGGGAGAAGAGACUCACUGACGGCAAGCUUCUCCGGCGCAAACCAAUUUAUUCCGGCACCAAACUCUUCCCUCGACAGCCUCAUCGUAAACUUCAAGCAACAAGGGCUCAACAUUCAGGAUCUUAUCGCACUUUCAGGCGCUCACACAAUAGGUAAAGCAAGAUGCGUGAGCUUUAAGCAACGUAUUGUUCAGCCAAACAUGGAACAAACAUUCUACGUCGAUGAGUUCAAAAGACACAGCACGUUUCGGCGAAUCUUACGGUCACAGUGCAAAGAUUCAAGCCGCGACAAUGAAUUGUCACCAUUGGAUCUACACACUCCGGCUUACUUUGAUAACCAUUAUUACAUCAAUCUUUUAAAAGGAAGAGGGUUGUUGAUUUCCGAUAACGUUCUUGUCACGGAAGAUCAUGAAGGAGAAGUAUUCAAGAAAGUUUGGGAAUAUGCGGUUGAUCAGGAUCUCUUCUUCGUGGAUUUUGUGGAAUCUAUGUUGAAAAUGGGUAAUAUUAAUGUUCUUACUGGUCUUGAAGGUGAAAUUAGAGAGAGCUGUAGAUUUAUCAAUAUAUAA
Molecule: messenger RNA, 1011 nt
Organism: Microthlaspi erraticum
Lineage: Eukaryota; Viridiplantae; Streptophyta; Magnoliopsida; Brassicales; Brassicaceae
Source: the annotation of a GenBank genome assembly